This is a messenger RNA of Galleria mellonella (greater wax moth), 1428 nucleotides long. RefSeq lists its product as uncharacterized. Bases 112 to 558 code for a protein of 148 amino acids. The transcript is spliced from 3 exons. The record is from RefSeq and is a predicted model, not a curated record. Gene Ontology annotation, biological process: sleep; regulation of synaptic transmission, cholinergic; positive regulation of voltage-gated potassium channel activity. Lineage: Eukaryota; Metazoa; Arthropoda; Insecta; Lepidoptera; Pyralidae.
UGAGCCGCUCACUCGCCAUUCGUACGCCGACAGACUCACGAGUCGUUCGCCGAUAAAUUAAUUACACAAUUCGGAACUAGUGAUAGUGAUCUUAUUUCAUUAAUUUACAUUAUGGCAAACCUCACGCUAUUAGUGCCUGUUCUCUUCCUUGCAUUGUUUGUUGAAUACGGUAACUCGGUUAGCUGCUGGACAUGCUCAUCUGACAUAAACCCAUUCUGCAAUGAUCCAUUCCUCGCUGGCAGAGGCGAAUACUCUGGACAGUUCCAAUUGGAAAAUUGCGAUGGUAGAACAGGAGUAACCUUCCCUUACCUGUCAUCUUCGAAGUCUGCUUGUAAGAAGCAAAAGAAAUACGUCAACGGCCUGUUGGUAGUUACCCGAGGAUGCACAUGGAAGCGAACUGACGACUACAGUAACCAGUGCCCCAACUACUCGAGCAGCACCAACGAGAUCCCGUCCUUCUGUGAAACAUGCGACUACGACGGUUGCAACGGUGCUGCCACUAUUGGUACAACUCUAGCCUUACUCCUGGCGCCACUUGGCCUACUUCUCUUCAAAUAAUUUAAUUUAAAAUACUUCCAUUAAAUAUAGUACAAAUGUAAUUGUUAUUGCCUAUACGCAUUAGGUAAAUAGAUACACAUAAAGGUAUAAAGAAAAUUACAUUUACUCUCGAAUCACGUCGUUAUACCUACCAUAGAGUACCAUCAGUAAACUUUGGUCAACAUGGAAACCUUUGUGUCUAUAGUCAAAAGUUCAAAUAAACAUUUGUUUUAACAAAGGGCGUUUAAUAAAUAUUCAUCAAUCGUAAUACGAUAAGAUCUUAACGAGUGUUUUAUUUUGAGGAUAGUUUCCUCUUUAUCUAUCUCCCUAAUGCUGUUAGGACCACCAGCAAUAAAUAUCCCAGUACCCACCGGUUGUUACCGAAGUCUACAGACUUGUAUCUUGUAUAUUAAAUAAACUGAAGAAAAGUUACCGAGGGAAAUUAUCGAAUAGGUACAUACCUAAUUUUACAUUGUUACAAUUCAAUUCAUAUUUUAAAAAAUCUUAUAUUUGUAGUGAAUAUUUUUUUUUAAGUUGCUACUUAAUCUCGUUUUAGAUUUCAUCUGGUUAUUUUAAGCAGAUAUUUUGUCAACGCUAGUUUCAUAGUUGAUUUAUUUUUAAAGUGUAAAUAUAUUUUUUUUAAUCGAUUAACAAGUUCGAAUUAUGUGUAUAGUACCUAAGUAUUUGUUACUAUAAGCGGUCUCUGACAAUUAUAUUAUUAACAUUUAACCUCAACGGACCAUUCUGCAUGUGCCUUUAUUUCAGACAGUUUGGAAUAAUUUUGUAUUUAUAUAUAAAGCAUUUAAAAUCAUGACUUGAAUCUCAUAAUAGUCACGACGAAAAUAAUUAUUAGGUCACUUUACUGUAUAUUUAAAUAAAAUUGUUUCCCGA